AUGGGGCAUGGUACACAAAGGUAUCGUGAUACUUAUGGUUCCCAAUACUCCGAAGCCAGAAAAGCCGCAGCCUUUGGACCAGGAGCUGGGUCUAUUUUGUUAAGUGAUGUAUACUGUAAAAGAGUAGACGUGCAUCUGCGAGAUUGUAAGCAUUCGUGCUGGGGUCUGGGUGGUUGUAGUCAUCAAAACGAUGCUUCGGUGAAAUGUAAAGUUGAUAUUAGAUUGGUUGAUGGAUCAGGACCACAUGAAGGAAGGGUUGAAGUGUAUUAUAAUGGUGUGUGGGGAACAGUUUGUGAUAAUGGCUGGGGACCAGAAGAAGCAGCAGCUGUUUGUCGAGGCCUUGGAUUUGUUCCUGAUUUAGCUACGGUUAGAAAAGGCGCUCAUUUUGGACAAGGGUCGUCUAGUAUGCCUGUAUGGUUAGAUGAUGUUGAUUGUAGUGGAUCAGAGGAUUCAAUAACUGACUGCCGUAUUGGGGGAUUCGGCUUGUCUUCUUGUAGUCAUAGCAACGACGUCUCUGUUGUUUGCCAAGCUAUUGGUUAUCGACUGGUUGGUAGAUCCGAUCCACGUGAAGGAAGAGUUGAACUAUUGGUAAAUAAUCAAUGGGGAACGGUCUGUGAUAAUGGAUGGGAUAAAUAUGAAGCAACCAUUGUUUGUAACAAGAUUGGAUAUCCCACAACUCGAGCUGAAGCAUAUGGUGGAGCAUUUUUUGGAGAAGGGUCUGGUCCUAUCUGGCUUGAUAAUCUCAACUGUCAGUAUCGUUACACUCCAAUUCAUGCAAGUUCCCUUUACACGGUUUCACAUACUACGUUAUCGACAUGUCAACAUACUGGAUGGGGUCAAACUACAUGUAAACACAAUGGUGAUGUCUCUGUUAGUUGUCAUCCUUCAGUCCGUCUAGCUAGAGGUUCUAAACCUAAUGAAGGCAGAGUUGAAUUUUACCAAAGUAAUCGAUGGGGGACAAUUUGUGACGAUGGAUGGGGACCAGAGGAAGCAUCGGUCGUAUGCUGGGAACUGGGAUUUAAGAGGAGUGGAGCCAUAGCUAAGAAAGGUGCUUAUUUUGGUGAAGGAACAGGGUCGAUACAUCUUUCAAAUGUUGUUUGCACGGGCCAAGAAUCGUCUAUUUAUGGGAAGUGUACAUAUAGUCGUGCCUAUGGGUGUACUCACAAACAAGAUGCAUCUGUUAUAUGUUUAACCGAGUCUAAUUUAGAUGUCCUCCCUAUUGUUAAUAUUACCACUGAAUUAAUGACUGGGGACGAAGAACCAAGAAAGAUGUACCGGUUCUUCUGUGAUUUUGAUGGAGUAGAUGAGACUGUUUUUUACUCUUCCGCGUGGUACGUGGAUGAUACUCUGGUAUAUACUAGUGCGGUAAUCAGAGGUUCGUUAGAUCUAGAAAGCUUUAAAAACAGACUCAGUUUAACAGAAGACAAGUUGAACAGAACAGUUGGUUAUGAUAUACGAUGUGAAAUAUUUGCUAGUAGAAAUGAAACAUCACACCAGACUGUCUCUAAGAGUGAAUCGAAUUUCAUUGGAAUAAAGGUAUUAAAUCCUAUACUUAAAAUACGGGAAGGCGAAACUGGUCAAAUACGAAUACGAGCAACUGCAGAGAUAGGAUGUGCGAUACUGAUACCAGGUGUCCUUUGUGAAUAUGCUGUAACAGUCUUGAUACCAAAUUCUGUUUCUAAAUGUGGUGCCAGUCUAGGAGUAAAUGAUAAGUGUGGUGUAGACAUCCUGAAACAGGGAUGGGAUAAUGAAUACAUUAUCAAUGUAGCUACCGAUACAAUAAAGGAAUAUGGCCAAUCUUUAACACAGUUUGAAGUAAUAUUAAGGUCAUCUGUGACAGAGUACGGACACCAUAAAACGUGGGGUGGCUACACAAUACAUCCCCGUGUACAAGUUAUUGUAGUAAAAGACACUUUGCCGACACAGUCCUUACUAUGCAAAGCCUACAGUGAUCCCAGACUCCAAACAUUUAAAGGACUUUUGCUCAACUUACAAUAUCUAGGAACAUAUACAUUGUAUAAAGAUGACGGAAACGACAUAGAGGUACAAAUACAGACUGUUAGCUGUGGAGGUGCCGCUUUCUGUAAUUGUGGUGUGAUAGCUAGAGUUGGUGGAACAGCUUAUAUGAUCAGUAAAUGUAACUCACAAAACUGGAUCAUAGAAUACGUAAUGUGUGAUGGUGGCGUUGAUGUUCUAAAAGUAGAGAGAAAUGGAGACUACAAGAUAACAUUUCCCACUGGUGCCACAAUGACAGCUCAUUUACAUAGAGGUAAUCCUCCCCGGUAUGUAGAUGUGUAUGUUAACCCAUCAUUCUUGGAUCCAAACAAAGUGCUAGGUUUAUGCGGUAAAAUAUCUAAUGACAAAACACAACAACUUGUUCUAAGAAAUGGUACGGUUACUGCAGACACCAUAAACUACAACAACCGAUCUUACCAGGAGGCCGAACUGUUCACCAGUUCGUGGAGGGUUACACCAGAUGAGAGUUUAUUUAACCCCACUGUUCGUGAUAAUUUUAGACCUAACAUCAAAACUCCAGUCAUAUGUGAGUGUAAUCCUACUGACACACGUUCUCCGCACCAAACGAUCGAAUGUAAUACGAAAAGUAACAUUAAAUCUUGUGCUAAAGAUAAUAGAUAUAAGGAAGUCAGUAAAAGAUCAUGCGCCACCCAUACAUUUUCCCGUAAAAGACGAUCAGUGCCAUUAUUUUUACCAGAAACUGGUCCAAUCAAAAGACUCAAACGGCAAGCAACGUGGAACAAUAACUGGUCGGAAGAGAACGCAACGCUAUACUGUAACAGUUUGUUUGACAGUGAUAGCCUGUUUAAACUAUGCAGUAAAGAAAUAGAAUCUCUUCAACAGGAAAUUCCAAUAGCGCUUGAAACCUGCAAGGACGAUAUAAAACUUACUAGUGCUACUGAAUUUGCUAUGUCAGCUGUUGGUAGUGUCAGGAGUCAGUGUCGACACGAAGUGGACCUAGAUCCUAAAUUACAAGAAGAAGAACCCGGCAAACCAUCAAUUUACAAACGAGUUGUUGAAAUAGACUGCCUAAAUAACUGUUCACAACAUGGUGCAUGUGAUAAUGGAACAUGUAUCUGUGAGACUGGAUAUAUUGCUGUUGAUUGUUCUACUAGGGCAGCUGAUCCUCCAGUUCUAACUGAAUUAGAAUAUGAAGGACUGUGUGAUGUGAAAAACCAAACAUGUGAUGAUAUGGCUGUCUUUGGUACAACAUUUGUAGAAAACCCUGGUUCGAAAUGUCGGCGUUAUAGCAUCAAGAUGUCAGAAGCUGGUGCUGUGACGAAUCUGGAUUCCACCCCAACCAUAUUGGAUGCAACAAUAGACAGUAUAAGUGAAGCAGUCUGUCCACUGGAUGUGUAUGAUACACCAGAUCCUAUACCAGUCCAACAACAAACCUUCUCUGGUUAUAAGCUAUCUGUAGCUAAUGAUGGACAACAUUACAGUAAUCAACUAAUAAUGAUCUACUACAACUCAGAUUGUGUGACUUGUACCAAUACUAAUAAUACAAUCACUUGUCAAAUAUCCAAAAAUCACUGUUUGGUCAAUGAUCGAUGUUACAGUCAUGAUGAAAGUUAUGUUAGUAAUGAUAAAUAUAUCUGUCAAGUUGAUGAAAAUGGCGGAAGAUGGGAACUGAAUGAUACCUCUCUUGAAGGUCCAUGUGGUAACUAUACUUCGUUUACGUACCCUGCAUCAAGAUUAACUACCAACAUGUUAUCUGCUGGAUCUGUGAGGAUUAAUGACAGGUAUCUAUCAGAUGGAUGGUAUGGUAAACCAGGCAGAGCAAUACCAAGUGUUACAGCUCCAUUACAAUAUUACUGUGGUACAGUAUUUCCAAUUUAUCUACAGACUGCUCCUGUCACAACUGUAGAUGGAAUACAGAACAUAAAAGCUUGUGUUCGACGAUAUAGUGUAUUAUGUAAAUAUACUAUUGAUGUAAAAGUUCAAUAUUGUGGAAACAAUUUCUUUGUUUAUUAUCUGGUUAAUUCACCAUUAGAAUCGUCUGGUUAUUGCCUAGAGUAAUACAUAAUGAAUUUUGAUGAGAUCCGGUUUUUGGAGGAAAAAAAUGUUUUAAUAUCUUACUGUUCUUUCUUUGCUUAAUUAUGUUAUAUUUUGCUUAAACAUACAUUAUGUAAGAGCGAAAGCUGCCUAUUGCAGGUCUUUCUUUAGGCCUGGAAUGUUAUCUAAAUUAUUUUAGUUAAUUAAUAUCCAAUUAAAAUUAGACAUUGAUUAACUUAUCCAGACUAUAAUCAACUCUAGAUGUCAUCGCUAGCCUGCGAUAUUUACUGGAAUAUUAUCCGAUUUGCUGCAUAACUUUCAUUCGUGAUUAAAUCAUGAAAUGGAUAAUCGAGACUAUGUUUUUAUGGUACCGACUUUAGUAAUGAUGAUCGAGGCUAGGCCGAAAAUUCAACCGCUAAGUGGAUCAAUUUGACUGAAAUUUUCAGCAUAUUCCCUUUACAUUAACUAGUUUUUAACUAUUGAAGUUAACUAUGAUAGUAACAACCACGAUAAUAGUUAUACUGAAGCUGCCCGUUUUGAAAUUUGUACUCAUUCAAAAUUAAACUUAAAGACAGGGUGAGAAGACACGUUUUUAAAAGUUUUUCACAUAUAAUUAAUUUAGUUGUAUUCACCAAAUACACCUGAGGCUGCUCCUUUAAAUAGCUUUUAUUUGCAUGAUAUCAUUACCUGUUGAAAAUAGUUCAAUGUUUUAUAUUAAAUUGCGCGAUUACUUUUUGGCUAUAUUAAAAACAUUAGAACUGAUAUUUGUAUACAGAUAAUUUUCUACGAGAAAUUGUGUACCUCUUAGCGGUUUGCAGGCUCUAAAUUACAUUUUUAUCAAAUAAUAUAUUGUUCAUGAUUGAUAAUAAAUACUAUGAAGAAUUGUUAUAGAUGUUAUUUUACUCAUUUACGACUCUUUAUGAAAAAACAAUUUCGGUUUUAUAAACUACGUUUCGACGAUGACACUCUCGUCUUUAUCAAGCAUUUUAUAUUACUCUAUAGUUAAAAUGUACAUUAAUAGCUUAUAAUAAAUACUAUAUAUUUUACUAGUAAUGUACCAUUAAUAAUUGAUAAUAAAUACUAUGAUUUGUACUAGUAAUGUACCAUUAAUAAUUGAUAAUAAAUACUAUAAUUAUAGUAAUGUACCAUUAAUACAUGAUAAUACAUAUUAUAAUUUGUACGAGUAAUGUACCAUUAAUAUCAUUGAUAAAUGAUAAUAAAUACUAUAAUUUGCACGAGUAAUAUACCAUUAAUAACUGAUAAUAAAUAUUAUAAUUUGCAGGAGUAAUAAAUGAUACUACACAUAUUAUAAAUUGCAGAAGUAAUGUAUCACUAAUAACUGAUAAUAGAUAUUAUAUGUUUUACCAGUAAUGUACCAUUGAUCAUUGACAAUAAAUACUAUUAGUUUUGGCA
This is a messenger RNA of Patella vulgata (common limpet), 5424 nucleotides long. RefSeq names its product von Willebrand factor D and EGF domain-containing protein-like. Gene Ontology annotation, cellular component: membrane. The transcript is spliced from 24 exons. NCBI's taxonomy places the organism in Eukaryota, Metazoa, Mollusca, Gastropoda, Patellidae. The record is from RefSeq and is a predicted model, not a curated record. The coding region runs from base 1 to 4035 and encodes 1344 amino acids.